Messenger RNA from Phaedon cochleariae (mustard beetle), 1527 nucleotides. Lineage: Eukaryota; Metazoa; Arthropoda; Insecta; Coleoptera; Chrysomelidae. The record is from the annotation of a GenBank genome assembly.
AUGGUUAUGAAAUGUUUUGUUUGUAGCGCCGAGUGGAAUAGAAAUAGUUUUCGUACAUUUCACAGGAUUCCUAAGGACUCUGAAAAGAGAAGAAGAUGGGCGGAAUUCCUGGGACUGACUGACAAUUAUACCAAUAUGGAUAUAGUACGUGUUUGCUCAGCUCAUUUUCCAGUUGAUGACUUCAUUAUGAAACCAGGUGGAAAACGUUGCUUGAAGUAUACAGCAUUACCUAUUCUGGGAGGAGGACAAUCACUGAAUGACUUCCCAGAUAUGCAAGAAAGACAACUGGAGAAUAUAACAGAACUUAUGGAACCUUCACAAAAAAAAAUUAAAAGGCACUGCUUGAAUUUAAGAGCAUGGUCAAUAAAUCCAUCUCAUACUUCAUCUUCAACCAUGACAGCAUCAGGAAGUUUGAUUCUAAGUCAUUCAGAGACAGAUGAUGACAAGAAACAACCGGAUACUAAGGAUGUUACUUCUCAAACAACAUUUAUUUGGAAAGAUUGGAAAUCAUUGAAGGCUGAAAACAAGCAAUUGAAAGAAGAGAAUUCUAAAUUGAGAAAGAAGGUGAAGGAGUUGGAGAACAAUAAGGCUGGGGAAAACAUGAACAACUUUGUGGAGAGUUUGAAGUUGAACGAAAAAAAGUGUAAGUUUUAUACUUCUCUUACUUUUACCAAUAUUCUUGCAUUAUUUUCAUUUUUGCAACCGAUUGAGUCUUUGCAAUACUGGGGGUGUAAAAAUUCAGAUGUUGAUCGGCCUUUGAGAAAAAAAUGCAAUGCUUUGGAAGAACUCAUCAUAGUUUUGAUCAGAUUACGAACAGGUUUAUUAAUUGAAGAUAUUCAUUAUAGAUUCAACAUUUCCGUCGGUUUGGUAACUAAACUUUUUACUAGCUGGAUACAACACAUAUAUUGUAGAUUUAAUGUACUUCGACCUAUGAUGUUCCCAUCAAGAACUUUGAUACAGCAACAUUUACCUUCAGAAUUCAAGAAAUUAAAAAAUAUCAGAGUCAUCAUUGAUUGUACUGAAUUUUAUUGUCAAACACCAAGCAAUUUCGAGCACCAAAGUAAUCUGUAUUCUUCUUACAAAGCUCAUACUACAUUCAAAGUUUUAAUUGGUUGUACUCCAAAUGGUGCUAUAUCUUUUGUCAGUGAUUUGUUCGAAGGUUCCAUAUCAGAUAAAGAGUUGGUAAAAAAGUCGAAUUUGAUGGAUUUGUUGGAGGAAGGUGAUUUAGUAUUAGCAGAUAGAGGUUUUAACAUAGAAGAUUUGACAAUUAAGAAAAAAGUGGCAUUGAAUAUUCCACCAUUUCUGAAAGGUCGUGAUAAAUUAACUGCCCAAGAGGAAAUUGAAACGAAACAGAUAGCUAAGAAAAGGAUAUAUGUAGAACAUGUAGUAGGUAGGAUAAAAUCUUUUAGGUUGUUGAAAAGAAAUUUGUCACUUAGUAUGAGAGGUAUAUUAUCUCAAAUGGUAUUUGUUACUGCUUGUUUGGUAAAUUUCCAAGAACCUAUUUUGAAUGGAGGUAAUACUAAUUGA